AGACGGUUUUCUGUCUUGCUACUGCACAUGGGAUGGAUGAUUGGCUCUCUGGCUCCGAUUCGAAUUUGCAGCCCUGCAGAACCAGAACGAACUCAUCCCCUCCCCCUCUCAGCGCAGGGUCACAAGUGAUGUUCAACAGCUCCCCUUCGUUGUCGUCGUCGUCAGAGAUAUAUUGUGAUGAACCAUUUACUCGCUCGCCUUCGUGGAACCAACCAGCAGUGGGCGCAAGUGUAGCCACAGCCAAUGGCCAACGCCCGCCUGUUCUCAUCAGCCUCUUCCUUCGUCAGUGGCUCUUCUGGACCUGA
Messenger RNA from Acaulospora colombiana, 305 nucleotides. NCBI's taxonomy places the organism in Eukaryota, Fungi, Glomeromycota, Glomeromycetes, Diversisporales, Acaulosporaceae. The record is from the annotation of a GenBank genome assembly.